AUAUUGCUGUUAUAUUUUAAGUAACACCAUCAUAGAACAUCUGUAAUUCACGAGAUGGCCAAGAGCGAGAGCAUAUAUGCCUGCCUGGUGUUGUUAUUGUUGCUCACAGCGUCUUUUGCUUCUGCUUCUGAUUCUGCUUCUGCAGCUGGAAUAGAAGUGUCUGAGGGAGACAACAAAGCUGUGUGCAGAAAAUGGAGCGCAAGAUAUAUGGGGAUAUGCAUCAAUUCUGAUCAAUGCAACGAGGUUUGCAUUGAUGGGGAACACGCUCUAUUUGGAAAAUGCAAAUGGAGGAAACAUGGACCUGCAUGUUUCUGCUACUUUCACUGUUAGAACAGAACCGUUUCUGUUUCUUAUUUCUGUCUUCUUCUAUCAUACGAGAAUAAAACUCCUGGUCUUAUAAGCAGGAAUAUAAUUUUAGGUCAAAAAUAUUGUAACCUUUUUUAUUUAUUCAAGCAAAUUUUAAUAUACAUAUAUAUUUGUUGUGCCCAA
Messenger RNA from Cryptomeria japonica (Japanese cedar), 489 nucleotides. Its product is annotated as antimicrobial peptide D2-like. Gene Ontology annotation, biological process: defense response. The coding region runs from base 55 to 330 and encodes 91 amino acids. The transcript is spliced from 2 exons. NCBI's taxonomy places the organism in Eukaryota, Viridiplantae, Streptophyta, Pinopsida, Cupressales, Cupressaceae. The record is from RefSeq and is a predicted model, not a curated record.